Molecule: messenger RNA, 1431 nt
Organism: Pseudo-nitzschia multistriata
Lineage: Eukaryota; Bacillariophyta; Bacillariophyceae; Bacillariales; Bacillariaceae
Source: the annotation of a GenBank genome assembly
CGCCACCCCCACCGAGGCCUUUUGUUUUGCAACAGAGCGAGUUCCGACAACAAAGAACCAAAACACCCGCAACCAUGAACUCGAUUCCCCAUCAGCAGCAGCAGCAACAGCAACAACAACAGCAGAUGUAUGGGGCACAGCAGUUCCAGCACCAGCAGCCCGUGGCCAUGCCCGGCCAGGGCCAGUUUCGGCAGCAGCAGCAACCCAUGCAGCAGACCAUGCAGCAACCCAUGCAGCAGACCAUGCCGCACCAGCAACCGCAGUUCCAGCACCAGCAGAUGCACGCAAGCCCAACCCCAAACCCCCCACCGAUCCACCACCAGCAACCGAUGAUGCAGCAGCAGCAGCAGCAACAGCAGCAGCAGCAAUCGAGGAGGCCGCAGAUCCAGCAGCAACCCCAGCAGCAGCGGCGGCAACAGGCCCAGCCCCGGUCCCAGAUGUCCCGGCCUCCUUACGUCGAUCCGAACACGAACAUCAUCUACGAGACGGACAACGCGGAAUACGAGGGAUUCCUGACGAAGCAGUCCAUGUGGCUCAAGGUGCGUUUUUGUAGUACUUGCACUUGCACUUGUACUUGUAUAGCAUGGUGGUCUCUUGUCCGAAACCAAGCCCGGCGAAAGGUGUUCCGAUCGAUGGACUUUGCGUGGGGUCAAACGAUACAAAGAGAUACGAUACGAUACGAAGAGACACGAUACGAUACGAAAUGAGCCGCUUCCAACGAUCCCAAACCGGUUUUCGCGCUUGCACUUGCACUAGCACUUGCACUUGUUCUCACCCGCCUCGUUUCGUUUUCUCCCGUCCUUUUCGUCGGCAACGCAACGCUUGCAAUCAAAUGCAAACCAUUGGCAAUCGCACCGAAACCGGAACCAACCCACACAAUCAACGGACACAACACAACGCAACACAGGACUGGCGCCGCCGGUUCUUUCUGCUCAAGGGAAGCAAGCUCUUUUACUGCUCCAACGAGUACUCGACGCCCCACGGGAUGAUCGACCUGGCCCUCUGCACCACCGUCAAGUCGGCCGACCUCAAGAGCCGGAAGCGGAACUCCUUCGAGAUCUCCACCCCCGAGAUCACCUACCUCCUCUACGCCGACACGGAGCAGGAAAAGGACGACUGGAUCGGAAGGGUCGGGAAGGCCAUCGUCCGGUGUUCCUCGACGUACUACAGCCAGUCGGCCAGCGGAUCGGGCGUCCGGAGGCAGCCGCAACCGCAGGGAUACGCCGGGAACUACUACCAGCAGCAGCAGCAGCUGCACCAGCACUCGGCCAUGGACAGCGACGACGACGACAUUUACUACGAGGAUCCGAACAACGAGAAUCCCUACUUCAACGACUGAGUGGCGGGACGAACCAAGAGUCCGGUCCGGGGGACGGCCGUUGCCCCGGCAACGUGGCGCAACGACGAACGGAAGAAACGACACAACGCGGU